Molecule: messenger RNA, 570 nt
Organism: Lachancea thermotolerans CBS 6340
Lineage: Eukaryota; Fungi; Ascomycota; Saccharomycetes; Saccharomycetales; Saccharomycetaceae
Gene: TIM18
Product: Tim18p
Exons: 1
Coding region: 1-570 (189 amino acids)
Biological process (GO): protein insertion into mitochondrial inner membrane
Cellular component (GO): TIM22 mitochondrial import inner membrane insertion complex; membrane; mitochondrial envelope
Molecular function (GO): transmembrane protein transporter activity
Source: RefSeq, a predicted model, not a curated record
AUGUUGAAACGAUGCUUUGAAUCAAAUUUGCGGAGUGGCACUAGGUCCGUGCUCACUCGUGCCAAGCUCAGUCAGCACCGUCCCAGUAUAGGCCUUAGGCCGAUGUCGUUGAAACCCAACUUCAGCAAACUAAAGAUCGUUCCACCACCACCUGGGGGUGUGGAAGGAGGUGUCAACGAUCCGCUAAAGCCAGUCGAGAUCGACUACUUCCAUGGUUCGUACCAUUGGGACUAUGAACGGAUCACUGCGGUGAUGCUCGUUCCUCUGACACUAGUUCCCAUGUAUGGUGCACUCUCCAGUGGCACGCUUUACCCGCUGCUUGAUGCAAUGCUUUGUAGUGUGCUACUGAUCCACUCGCAGCUCGGGAUUACCAGCUGUAUCAUAGACUACAUUCCUAAGCGCAAGUUCGGGAUAUGGCACAAACUGGCUAUGGGAAUGCUUUACACAGGCAGUGCGGUUGGCCUGUAUGGAGUCUACGAGCUGGAAACUAGUAACAACGGGCUUGUUGACCUGAUCGGCAGGCUCUGGAAAGAAGAUGAGUCGGGGCUCACUAUCUUCUCGAGGUUCUGA